AUGGGCGACGCCGGCGGCGGCGGCGGCAUGGCGGCGGCGCACUGGGCGGCGCUCUACGGCGGAGGCGGAGGCGGAGCCAAUGGUGGCGCGGCGGCGGGGGAGGGGUCGGGGUUGACGGUGUCGAGCCCGACGUCUGGGGGGUCGGGGGGGAGCCCGACGAGGGCGGCGGCGGCGGCGGCGCAGCAGGGUCCGGGCGUCGAGGCGGGGCGGGUCGGGAAGCCGGCGAGGAGGCGGUCGCGCGCGUCGAGGCGGGCGCCCGUCACGCUGCUCAACACCGACACCUCCAACUUCCGCGCCAUGGUGCAGCAGUUCACCGGCAUCCCCUCCGGCCCCUACGGCCCCGCCGCCGCCGGAGGCGCCGGCCCGGUCAUCAGCUUCGCCGGCGGCGGCGGCGGCGACUAUGGCGGCGGCGUGAUGCCCGUCCGCCCCUCGCCGACUCCGGCCUCCGUCAUGUCGUUCGACCACCGCCUCGGCCACCAGCACCACCGCCACGCCUCCACCCCCGCCGCCGCCGCGUCGCUGCAGAGCCAGCUCUUCCGUCCCCACCACCACCACCCGUACGGAGGCGGCGACGUCGGCUACGGCGGCGGCGGCGGCGCCAUGCCCGGCGACAUGUUCCUCCACGGGUUCGAGUCCUCGCCGGAGGACAGGCUGCUGCUGCAGAGCAUCCAGGCGGCGCAGAUGCUGCCCAGGCCGGCUUCGGCUAACAACACUAAUGGCUACAACUUUGGGUGAUUCAUUAGCCAUCACACACACACUUAGCUGGGUAAUUAAGGUAAGCAUCAAGUGCUAAUUAGAGAGAGAGAGAAUGAUAUUAGCCAUUAAUUAAGGCUAUGUAGAUCAGUGAUACCAAUCAAGAUGCAUGCUUGAUUGAUUGCUUAAUUUUCUCUCCUCUUGGUUAAUUAUCACCAUGAUGAUGUUUCAAUUAAUCAAGGUUUUAUCUUUUUUUUUUGUUGGCCUUGCUGUAGAAAAGAGAGAGGGAUGAGCAAGGCUAAAUUAAGUUCUUUAAUCACAGUAAUUAGUGGUAGCAAGCUAUACUUUCCUCAUGUGAGUUUAGCUUAGCUAGAUGCCUUAGAUGGAUGAAUGUGAAAUGGAUUAUUGGAAAAGAUAGCACGCCAUGUAAAUAUUUCUCAAACAGUUUGGUUAAUUUUUGUGCACUUUCUGUGAUCGCUAGUGCAAAAACUUGAUAUUGAGGAAUCUUUUCUUUCUGGAUUGCCUUGCUUUGGAAGCAAAGUUUGAGAAUGCUAUUAUAUCCUCUCCUAAUUAAUCAAGUCGAUCGCAUUAAUCACAUGUUGUUUUCUCGAAUAAAAAUGUGCCUUUUUU
Molecule: messenger RNA, 1323 nt
Organism: Oryza brachyantha (malo sina)
Lineage: Eukaryota; Viridiplantae; Streptophyta; Magnoliopsida; Poales; Poaceae
Product: glycine-rich cell wall structural protein 1.8
Exons: 1
Coding region: 1-735 (244 amino acids)
Source: RefSeq, a predicted model, not a curated record